GCCUUUUUUACUGCUCUGGUGCCGGCCGGCUCCGGCCGCUGCUGAGCGUGGGUAGGAGGACUUGCCGAGCCACCGGCGCCGGGAGAACCCCUGUGGGAGGCUAUGUUUCUCUAACCAAAGGAGAAGGGACCAGUGGUGAAGAUGUCGGCCCUCAACUGGAAGCCCUUUGUGUACGGAGGGCUGGCCUCCAUCACGGCCGAGUGCGGUACUUUUCCAAUUGAUUUAACCAAGACACGGCUCCAGAUUCAAGGCCAGACAAAUGAUGCAAACUUUAGAGAAAUCCGGUAUCGAGGAAUGUUGCACGCCUUAGUGCGGAUAGGCAGAGAAGAAGGGCUGAAAGCCCUGUAUUCAGGGAUUGCCCCCGCGAUGUUACGCCAGGCUUCCUACGGCACCAUCAAGAUAGGCACUUACCAGAGCUUGAAGCGGCUGUUUGUUGAACACCCAGAAGAUGAAACUCUACUGGUAAAUGUGGUGUGUGGAAUCCUCUCUGGAGUCAUAUCCUCAACCAUUGCUAAUCCAACGGACGUUUUGAAAAUACGGAUGCAAGCACAGAGCAGCACCAUUCAAGGGGGGAUGAUAGGCAACUUCAUUAACAUUUACCAGCAAGAAGGAGCGAGAGGAUUGUGGAAGGGCGUGUCCCUUACUGCGCAGAGGGCUGCUAUCGUUGUCGGCGUGGAGCUACCGGUCUAUGACCUCACCAAGAAGCACCUGAUUCUCUCGGGCCUGAUGGGAGACACUGUCUAUACCCACUUCCUCUCAAGCUUCACCUGUGGUCUGGCCGGGGCCCUGGCCUCAAACCCUGUGGAUGUUGUGAGAACACGUAUGAUGAAUCAGAGAGUCCUUCGAGACGGCAGAGGCUCUGGCUACACAGGUACCCUGGACUGCUUGCUACAGACAUGGAAGAAUGAAGGUUUCUUUGCUCUGUAUAAAGGGUUUUGGCCGAAUUGGUUGAGACUUGGUCCUUGGAAUAUCAUUUUUUUUGUGACGUACGAGCAGCUGAAGAAAUUGGAUUUGUGACCAGCCAAGGCUGCAUGAGACAGCGCUCUGAAAACGCCUACUUCCGAAACAAUAAAGCUUCCUGUGUUUCACGCUGCUUCUCACUUGCUUGGUUCAUCACGGAUUCUGAAGCGUGAGCAACAGAUGAAGGUGGGGUUGGUUCAGAUUGCUGCGUGUUGGCAGUGGACGCUCUGCAUCACAUGUUUAGUGCCACAAACGAACAUCCACACACUGGUCCUUACCACGGAAGUGCCCUUCGACAUCGAAGACAGCGUAUAAAACGCAUGUUUCUUGCUAAAGAAAACUUGCACGAAGAUCAGGAAAGAUCAGGAACUAUGUUGUUUUCUCCAGGGGACGGCAGCACCUGUGGCCCCGCAGCUAACCGCUGAGGAAACACACUGCUCCAGGGAAGCUCGUCGGGGCCACGGAAGAGAGCCUCCGCCAGGCUGUUCUUGUUCCUGACCUUCUGGGGACGUUCGCUCCUUGUUGGCUCGAGAAAUUUCCCGUGCGGAGACCUGGCCCUUUCGAUUCCAGGUGUAAACAGUGCAGGAAAUAGAUCUCUGGAAUAUUGCACUGCUUUAUAAUUUCCUAUCUUGGCAGGAUCUUUCACUUACAGUAAGUGAUUUUAAGCCUUUGAAGGCUUGACCUUUGUGAGGAAUCGUUACAAAGUAUUAAUACCUAAACCCAUGACGGUGUGAUACGUUGGCUUUGAAAAUGGCAAGGCCAGUGUUGCCGGGAGGGGUUUUUAGCAGCUUGGGUCCCGUCGUAAGUAAUGUUGGUAGCUUGCUCUCAUUUUUAGCGCAGUUUAUUAUUUUCCAGUCGGUAAAAUGGAGACAUGACAUUUGUCGAUGUUGAGGGUCAAAUGAAGAAAAUCGCAGCUGCUGGAACUUGACUUGAGGGUCAGCGUGUUUACCUCAGUCAUGCUGUUAGCCAGCUGGGGUCCCACAGGCGGGUGUAGAGAAGAGUCGGUUUACCACGGGACACUCACUGGAAUCCCCGGCGAAGCCCAUUGCCAGAGGCCUUGCGGGAAGGAAGAACACGGUGUAAGUUACAGUUUUAGUACGUUUUCCUUAGCAAGAUGGUGCGAGUGAGUUGACGAAUUGAUUUUUCUGGAUUUCCCAGAUUUUACUUCAGUUCCGGUUAUGUCUUAUUAAAAUAUUUCCUGUCUCGGA
Messenger RNA from Hyaena hyaena (striped hyena), 2168 nucleotides. RefSeq names its product solute carrier family 25 member 30 (gene SLC25A30). The record is from RefSeq and is a predicted model, not a curated record. Gene Ontology annotation, cellular component: mitochondrial membrane. Gene Ontology annotation, biological process: mitochondrial transport. The coding region runs from base 142 to 1017 and encodes 291 amino acids. The transcript is spliced from 10 exons. Lineage: Eukaryota; Metazoa; Chordata; Mammalia; Carnivora; Hyaenidae.